UGCGUAAGGGGGAGAGGGAAGAACCGGGGAGGAGGUGGGUGCCCUGGGGGUAAAGACACUUAAAUCCGGCCGUGACUGUUGUUCCAUCCUACAUCUAGCGCACCAAACAUCACACACUCCUCUAGCGCACCAAACACCACACACACCGUCAUUAUUUGCCCACCCGCCCGUAAAUAGGUGGUGGUCUUGUUCAAUGUAGGAAGGAACUUGAGAAGGGAAGGGGGGGGGGGGGCGAGAGCGCUGCUGUGGUAAAGAACGCGGCUUUUUGUUUUCUUUGAGUUGGCUUUCAUUCCAGCGGCGAAAACAUCGCCGAUGAAUUUUGAUACCGGGUGAGUCAACACGGAUUGAGCAUCUGGCGUCGCCGCGAAACCCCGCGAGCGCGGUUUAAUGUGCGUGCAGAGUGGCGACACGUCUGUGCGUGCGUGACACAUUGCCACGGGGGAGACAAAGGCGGACGGGCGUGGUUCUGAACACCCACCUCUGCGUGCGCUUCGCUGGGUGCUCGCUAACGGCACUUGCCCCAAGAGACCGUCAAGUCUACACAUGGGAUCUUCGUAUUUGUAUGUGCAAGUAACACGGUCCAGUACAUAUGUUCAUUGCGCGAAGGCAUUGGAGUGGAGGCGAAGGCUGAGGCGACAGAAUCAAGGACAGGACGGUUGCUGUCAGCGACGUAAGUGUGAGUCGAGGCGACGGAAAUCGUGUAGCAGUACUAAUAAAGUGACGACGUAUUUGCUAACGUGUUUGUCACAGACCGCCUGACAAUACCUGGCGCUGUAGGCUCAGGUUCAAAGGGGCCAGGAUAUGGCAGUCAAGCAAUGGAUCAUUGAAACUAUCUGUGUGGAGCUUGGAGGGUUACCCCCAAGUAUGCGUGGGUUUACUGCGGGUUUUGUGUGUGUUUUUUUUUUCUCUCACGUGCACAACGCUCAUGGUGUUUUUUGUUUUUUGUUUUAACAAAUCCCGAUCAAGGAAUCUGCAGAUCCGAUGAUGUUUUCUGAUCACGUUAGUAAAGGGUGGUGCCACUGUAAUUGUUAUAUGCGCUAUUCCGUGCAGUCAGAGCGCAUUACGUUGUGAAAAGGGCGCGGUGUUACCACCUGUAGGUAAACUUCGAUAUAACUCUCUUGCUGGUGCUGUAGACACAUUUGACACACAUUUCUAGCGCACCAAAGAGUACACACAUCCACCUCUGUAGCGCACAAAACUCCACGCACACCUCUAGCGCACCAAACACGGCGCACACAUCUCAAACGCGCGGGCAGCGCAAUGACUGGCUGUCCCGGGCUGUCUCGUGUUGUUUGUCGCAUUCAAAUUGAGGCUACAGAGGACGGGGCUGUGAGUUGGAUGUGGUUGGCGAGCGUCCUUUGCGCACUCGUACGUCACAUUUCCAUAAUUACACUCUACUUCGCGACAGAUGCAUUCUGUCUGUGUGCAGCCGGCGCUGCUGUAAGGUGCGAACGAGCGUUGCACAAGCGUUGCACGAGCGCGUUCUAACGCAGGAGGGGGGUGCGGAGGCGUGGAGACGCCGGCUCCAACGCUGCUGAUAAUGCCACGGGCGCGUUCCCCCCAUGUACCGUCUCACUCGCAAAUUCAAAUCGCGCAGGAGAGCGCCGCGCUAUCGCGGGCGCAAAUUGGACGACGGACGCGCAAUAUUUACCGACGAUUUAGCUCGGCAAUGCUGAACUCGUGCAAAUAAAACCGGUAUCAAUUAUUCAGGGUACAGCAUUAGUCCUUUCUCGUAAAUAGUGCGCGCGACGCGCGCGUGUGUGUGGUGCGGUUAGCACUGCCUCAUCUUCCUUUCAUCUCCUAUCCCCUCCCACUCUCCUCUCUCGCGCUUCCCUCCCCCCACCCUGCUCUCCCCUCGCAUCACAUCUCGUCACGAGAAUGACGCCCGUCAGGUCUGGGAGCGCCUGGCGCACACUAGGAUGCAAAGCGCGGCUCGUGACACAAAUUGCUUUCAACGCGCGCACUUAACGAAGCUUUCCUGAGACUCCUGCCCAAGCCUGCCGCCCUGCCACCGCGACUCGGGGUGCUGUGCAGGACAGGGGUAGGCUGGCGUGUGUCCACGUUCCUGUGCCGCUCGCUUCGACUGUCUUCGCUGUCAUCACACCGAUGACGAGAAGCAGAGCACGAGGACCGUGAUGAUGGGAGGCGGACGAUGCCACGGGGACCCUUUCACUCUGCUCCACAGCUGACCUGCCUGCGCACCGGGAAGCAUUUCUUUAACGACAAAUCACUGGCAUCCAGGAGAAAAAACGUAGGGAUAGACCAAAGCAUCACGCUGAGAAGAGCAAGGAGAUUCGUAGAGCGAGUGUGAGCACCUACAAGCUUGCACGCGCAGGAUCGUUCACCAUCAUCUCCACUCUCAUCGACUCCAUAACCACUCUGAUCGUCAUAACUGUCUCUAUUCUCACCACUAACAUCUACAUCAUCAUUACCAUCAGUCUCACCACCACCACUUGUAUCAUCAUCAUCAUCAUCAUCUAUGUUAUCAUCACCACCACCAAGACAACUUUCAUCCCGACACGUGCUGAUGCUGUAACCAUCACUACGCGCGUUGCUCUCUCAACGAGGACAACAACAAAGUCAACAAAGUCAAGGCUCGUGGCUCCACUCGCCACCCCGGUGUCACAAUGUCCUGCAUGGUCGGCAUCCCCCAGUCGAGCGGCUUCUUUCGCCACUUCACAAAGGAGUCCGUGGCCAGGAUAGAGGAGCAGAUCGCCUGGGAAAAGGAGCGCAAGGCAGACAAAGAUUCCACCGUGGUUAUUGAGAAAGUGAAACCGCUCAAUUUCUUGGAGGCGGACAGGACCAUGCCAUUUGUGUAUGGGGAGGUUCCGCAGAAGAUGAUCUCGGAGCCGCUCGAGGACCUGGACCCCUACUACAGGAACAAGAUGACGUUUUUGGUUCUCAACAAGGGCAAGACCAUCUUCAGGUUUAAUGCCUGCAAGGCGCUUUGUCUCUUCACAGUGUUCAACCCCAUUAGGAGAAUAUCUAUCAAGAUCCUCACUCACUCAUUAUUCACCAUCCUCAUCAUGGCGACCAUUUUGACCAACUGUGUCUUCAUGGCUAUCAAUACAGAGCUGAAGGUUGUGGAGUACGUGUUCACCGCCAUCUACAUGUUCGAGGCUCUGGUCAAGAUUCUGGCUCGAGGCUUCUUCUUCGGGGCCUUCACCUACCUGAGGGACCCGUGGAACUGGCUGGACUUGGCCGUGCUUGUCAUCGCAUGUUUUACCAGCAUACCAGGUUUCGCAAAUCUGUCAGCACUGCGGAUGUUCCGAGUGAUGAGGGCGUUGAAAACCAUUUCCGUGGUUCCAGGCUUGAAGACGAUCGUCCGAGCGCUCAUCCAGUCGGUGAAGAAGCUCUCAGACGUCACCAUCCUCACCUUGUUCUGCCUCAGCAUCUUCGCGCUGAUCGCCCUACAGCUAUUCAAGGGCAAUCUGAAGAACAAGUGCGUUCGCUGGCCAAUUCCGGGCAACUCCAAUUUCAUUAACAUCUCACAGUACCUGGAGGACAAAGAUAAUUACUACUUCCACAAGAAUGUGCCACUACUCUGUUCAAACUCAUCGGAAAAUAAUACUUGCCCUGAUGGGUUCAUCUGCUUCAAGGCCGGGAAAAACCCAAACUACGGCUACACCAACUACGACAAUUUCGGCUGGGCUUUCCUCUCCUUGUUCCGGCUCAUGACGCAGGACUACUGGGAGAACCUCUAUCAGCUGACCCUGCGGGCGUCCGGUAAGGUGUACAUGAUAUUCUUCGUGAUGGUCAUCUUCCUGGGCUCCUUCUACCUCAUUAACCUCAUCCUGGCCGUGGUAGCCAAGUCUUACGAAGAGCAGAACCAGGCCACGCAGCAGGAAGCUGAGCGCAAGAAGGACGAGCUUCAGGAGAUGCUGGAGCAGCUGAAGAUCCAGAAGGAGGAUCAGGUCGCCAUGGCGACCGGCCAAUCACGGAGGCCCAGCUGCUACCGGAGCCGGAUGGCCUCGGAACAAUCGCACGGGAGCGACGCGGGGAGCGUGACGGGGGUGCUGGCGGUGCCGCGGGGUUUGGAGCGCCGUGACACUCUCCUGCCGGAGGCCUCCGAGAACGGCAACGAUCUGAGCCAGCAGCCGAGCCGCAAGGUGUACGUCAUGCACCCCGACGACCGGCAAGAGUGCGACAACGCCGGCUCGCUGCUGUCCAUAGUGAUGAGUGCAACUCCGCAGCGUGUGAGCAUGGGCAGCGUGUUCCGUGGCUCGGAUGACUUAAUGCUGAACGGGCGGCAGAUCAAUCGCGAGGGCGACACGGGCAGCUUCCAGGAUGUCCCCUACCAGCCGUGGCUCGAGUGCAUGCCGCUGGGGAGCGGCAACAGCCAGAGCAGUGAGGGGGGAAAAACGAUGGAGCACCUGGGAUUUGAAGGAACCAUGAGAAUGAGGUCUGAUUCUUUUCAGAUUUCGGCAGAUUUUUUGGAUGAUCCUAUCAGCCGGGAGCGUGCGAUGAGUGCAAUAAGUGCCAUUGAAGAAGAAGAGAAGAAGACCAAGUGCCCUCCGUGCUGGGAUAGAUUUGUCAACAAGUUCCUCAUCUGGACCUGCUGCCCGUUCUGGAAGAGGGUAAAGCGGCUGGCCAAGAUAGUGGUCAUGGACCCCUUCGCCGACCUCUUCAUCACACUCUGCAUCAUCAUCAACACAGUGUUCAUGGCCAUGGAGCACUACCCCAUGAAGCCUGAAUUUCAAGCGAUGCUGGACACCGGCAACAAGCUCUUCACCGCGAUCUUCGCCGCGGAGAUGGUCCUGAAGUUGGUUGCGCUCGAUCCAUUCUACUACUUCCAGCAGAAGUGGAACAUCUUCGACUCGUGCAUCGUGACGCUCAGCUUCGUGGAGCUGGGCCUGACCGGCGUUGAUGGCCUCUCCGUGCUGCGCUCCUUCCGCCUGCUGAGGGUGUUCAAGCUAGCCAAGUCGUGGCCCACGAUGAACGCCCUCAUCAAGAUCAUCGGCAACGCCGUGGGGGCCCUGGGCAACCUCACCAUCAUCCUGGUCAUCGUCAUCUUCAUCUUCGCCGUGGUGGGCGUGCAGCUCUUCGCGAAGCACUACGAUGAAAAUAAGGCGAUGCAGAUCAUUCCCAACGAGUGUCCCCUACGCUGGCACAUGCGGGACUUCUUCCACUCCUUCCUUAUCGUCUUCCGCAUCCUGUGCGGCGAGUGGAUCGAGAACAUGUGGAUCUGCAUGGAGCUCGCGGGCCAGCCGCUCUGCAUCGUUGUCUUCAUGAUGGUGCUCAUAUUCGGAAACCUCGUGGUGCUGAACCUCUUCUUGGCGCUGCUGCUCAGCUCAUUCUGCGCAGAAAACUUCACGGCGGCAGACGACGACACUGAGGCGACCAACAUGAAGAUCGCGCUGGGCCGCAUCCGCAACGGGAUCGCCUACGUGGCCUCCAGCAUCCACCGCUUCAUCUGCAAGGUGCUGCGCUGCGGGAAGGUGCCGGACAGCAGGCAGAAGAUCGACAUCGUCAAGCUGGAGCAGAUGAAAAAUGUCUCCGGGGGUUUCGCGGGCACGAACGGCGCGAACCAUGUGCACAACGUUGUGUCCAACGGCAGCAUGUCGAGCAUGGCCGUGCCCGUCGCCAUGGCCGAGCUCGAGUCCGACAUACCUGACCACGGAUCCACGCUCACGGGUUACUCCACCCAGAGCCUGGGCUCCAGCCUGGUGGAUGAGGCAAUGGAGGGGGAGGCGACUGACGGAGUGCUGGCGAGCGAAGAGGAGAAGACAAAGCAGCAGGAGGAGGAGGAGGAAGCGGAGAAAAAGUAUGGGGAACCGGAAAUAGUGGAGUCAGGACCUGGAGACUGCUUUCCAAAUGGUGUUACCCACGAAACAAUGGUGUCCAGCACAGUGGAGAAACUUGUAGCUGAAGCGACCCAGGGGAGUGGAGGGUGGAACAUGGCCGCCUCGCUCGCCAUCCACAACGGCUCCGAGCGGCUGUGCAAAGUAGAGCCGCCCCACGGAAACAGCUUGGUCGCGCGGAACUUCCCGUGUUGCAACGUGGACGUGAAGCGGGGCUGCUGCCUGCCAUGCUGGACCCUGCGGCGGACGUGCUUCACCAUCGUGGAGCACAACUGGUUCGAGACGUUCAUCAUCUUCAUGAUCCUUCUAAGCAGCGGAGCCCUCGCAUUUGAAGAUGUUUACAUCGAUCAAAGGAAAAUGUUGAAGACCUUGCUGGAGUACGCCGACAAGGUGUUCACGUUCAUUUUCAUCAUCGAGAUGUUGCUCAAGUGGGUCGCCUAUGGCUUCAAGAAUUACUUCACCAACGCGUGGUGCUUGCUCGACUUUGUCAUCGUCGGGGUGUCGGUGACAUCCCUAAUCGCCACAAUCAUUGGAUACGACCAGCUGACGGCCAUCAAGUCGCUGCGGACCCUGCGCGCUCUCAGGCCUCUCCGGGCCCUGUCUCGUUUCGAGGGGAUGAGGGUGGUGGUGAACGCGCUCGUGGGCGCCAUCCCCUCCAUCAUGAACGUGCUGCUCGUGUGCCUCAUCUUCUGGCUCAUCUUCAGCAUCAUGGGCGUCAACUUUUUCAAGGGAAAGUUCUCCAAGUGCGUCAACAGUACGGACGACAGUACGAUGAACGAGUCAAUAAUCCCCAACCAAAACGCGUGCUUGGAGCAGUCGCCCUCCCUGCGUUGGAAGAACCUUCCUGUCAACUUCGACAACGUGGCCUCGGGAUACCUGGCCCUGCUGCAAGUCUCCACAUUCAAGGGAUGGAUGGAUAUCAUGUAUGCUGCAGUUGAUUCUCGUCAAAAUAAUACCGAACAGCCUAGGUUUGAGGAGAGUUUGGGAUACUAUUUGUUCUUUGUCAUCUUCAUUAUAUUUGGAGCAUUUUUCAUCCUCAACCUUUUCAUUGGUGUGAUCAUUGACAACUUCAACCAGCAAAAGAAAAAGUUUGGUGGAGAAGACAUCUUCCUCACUGAGGAGCAGAGGAAAUACCACAACGCCAUGAAGAAGCUCGGAUCCAAGAAGCCCAGAAAGCCAGUGCCAAGACCGAAUAACAAGUACCAGGGAAUGGCGUACGACCUCGUGCACUGGCAGGCAUUUGAGAUUGGCAUCAUGGUGCUAAUCUGCCUCAACAUGCUGACCAUGAUGAUAGAGGCGGACGAGCAGAGCGAGGCGAUGAAGACGGCACUGAACAUCACCAACAUCGUCUUCAUCGGCAUCUUCACCACCGAGUGUGUCCUCAAAAUGUUCGCACUUCGCCAGUACUUCUUCACGUUCCCGUGGAACGUGUUUGACUUUGCCGUCGUCACCCUGUCCGUCUUCGACCUCGCGAUGGCUGACAACAGCUGGCUGUCCAACAUCGUGGAGCCAACUUUGUUCCGUGUGGUGCGUCUCUUCCGAGUCGGUCGCAUCCUGCGUCUCAUCCGCGGGGCGCAGGGCAUCCGCACGCUGCUCUUCGCGCUGCUCAUGUCGCUGCCGGCGCUCUUCAACAUCGGCCUGCUCCUUUUUGUGGUCAUGUUCAUCUUCUCCGUCUUCGGCAUGUCCAACUUUGGCUACCUGAAGCACACGGCCGGCAUCGACGAGAUCUUCAACUUCGAGACGUUCGGCGGCUCCAUGCUGUGCCUCUUCCAGAUCACGACGUCAGCCGGCUGGGACGGGCUCCUGGCACCGACCCUCUUGAGCAAGGAGCCGGACUGCGAACCGGAAGCCGUUCACGUGGGCACCAACGUCGUGGGCAACUGCGGCAACAAGGCCAUCGGCUGCGCGUUCUUCGUGACGUACAUCAUCAUCUCCUUCCUCAUCGUCGUCAACAUGUACAUCGCCGUCAUCCUCGAGAACUUCAAUGUGGCCACGGCGGAGAGCAGUGAGCCGCUUAGCGAGGAUGACUUUGAGAUGUUCUACGACAUCUGGGGAAAGUUCGACCCCAACGCCACGCAGUUCAUCUCAUUCACAGAGCUCCCUAAUUUCAUCGACAGCCUCGACGAACCCCUGCGCGUGCCCAAGCCCAACCAGCUGGCUGUGGCAGUCAUGGACCUGCCGAUAGUGGAAGGCGACCGCAUCCACUGCCUGGAGGUGCUCUUCGCUCUCACCAAGCGCGUGCUGGGUCAGGGCGAGGGCCUGGAGGGCCUGCGUGAGCAGAUGGAGGAGCGCUUCAUCGCGGCCAACCCCGAGCAGGUGAACCUCGAGCCCGUGACGACGACACUGCAGCGGCAGCAGCAGGAGAUGGCCGCGCUCAAGAUCCAGAAGGCCUACAGGAAGUACCUGGAGUCGCUGCCGCCCGAGGGAGGCCCCGCGCGGUUGGCGGCGCUACGUGAGAUGCGCCGCGCCAGCAAGGUCCGCGACCACAUCGCCACGGUGGUCAUGGCGAAACGUCAAAUGGCUUCGGUGGAGGCGUUGAGCUCGUCGGGCGAGGACGAGGGUCUGACAGCCGCCAGCAGCAACGGCAAGAUUUCGGAAAUCUCGAAAACUGGCUGAGCUCAGUUCUGUCUUUAAAAAAGGAUGUAAAAAUAGACGCUGCCAAGAGUGGAGGUUGUGAGACGCGACUGGGAUGAGAUCUUUUUUUUUUUUCGAUUGUGCUUACUGACGCAAAAUGGUAUUUAAACGCCGUGCUUAUUACUGCAGCUGGGAUUGAAAAUAAGAAUAUUAAAAUAAGCAAGCCAGUUAUCAGUGUUUGGCUGAACAUUUUACACAUUUUAUAACUUUUCCUGGACAUUUAUAUAUAUAAAAAACACAGAAUACGGGUUAGAUAGCACCAAACACUGGAACAGCAGAACACUCUUUAAAUGCAGAAUUACAUGUUUAAUUGAAGAUGACAUCUUAGUGAACAAAAUAGAAAUAAGCAUGUGAUUCGUCUAAGACCAGUAUCACUUUCUUUUAUACGUAUCCAUACAAUAUGUACUUGUAUAUCAGCUCAUAUUCGGUUAUUAUUUGUGUCAUAUUCAUCAUCAUCACUACCAUCAUCAUCAUCCCUCACGUGACUUGCUGUGCUUCCUCUAUAGGCAUUGAUCAAUGACCCAAGAUCACGCAGUGAUAGUAAAUGAGUCACAGCAACAUGUAGCUUCUUGAGAUGCAGGUGUUUCCAGUUGCUGUAUUGCAUCUAAAAGUGCAUUGUAUCAGCUGUCUGUUGCCAUCUCGCACAAUUAACCUCAACUCAUCAGAAAUGAGGCAGAAAAUAGAAAUAGCUCGACCGUUAAAAUAAUAAGUGACGUGCGUACCAUUUACCUAUUUAUUUUUUAGGUGCGCUGUCAAUAAGCUGACUUAAUCUGAGUCACGGCUCUUUGUAUUAAUACCACAAUUUGUAAAAUUGCGGUCAGCAGAGUGCAGAAUGGCAAAAUCCAUUGUUAUACUGUACUAUGAACCAACGUCUGAUUUCCCCACCUUUACCAAUCCGCACUGACCAGUGUGGUAAAGUAUGGUCAAGGAAACCCCAUGACCCUCUUGGCAUUGAUAAUCUGCCAUCCAGCAGUGGACUGACGGAAAGGGAUGUGGAUGUUCUAUAACCCAUUAAAAUGAGUGAAUGUUUACAGCACACAUCAUGUCACUUGCAGCGCCACUUCUGUGGGUUCAGAGGUCAAGAUGCUCGUGAGUGGGUGUGUACUCGUUCAUGGUUCUGGACUGUGGAAGCCCAGAGCCUGAGAAAGGGAUGGAGGUUGGACGAAUGAGUUUGCCCAUUUGCUGAUCACAGGGACAUUUCUCUCACCAAUUAGCAAGUCCUUUUUUGCUAUUGCAUAACCAACCACAAGGAAUGGUUCCAAGCCCAUCCACAAACCACCCUCAACUCCACUCAGCCUCUCCAUCUCAAUCUCCCACCACUCAGAAGACUGUCCCAUCAGCCGGAAUAGCUGUGCUCGUAAAAUUAUCAUAUGUUUUGUAUUCUCUUUAUCAUCAUCAUCACCAUGAUAUUUGUUUUCGAAUUGCAUUAGUAUGGUAACAAUUGCUAUAUUUUUUCACGUGUGCAUUCAAUGCAAUUUACCCACUUUGAAUGUUUAAAUAUUUUACCAUAAACAUUGCGGAGGGAAGAGGGCAUUAGUUUUUUUUUGUGGAGCCAAUAUUUUAUGUGACCUAAUGUUUGAAACAGCAUUUCAACAUUCAUCCUGUGUAUGCCACUUGACACUAUAAUGCCUUGGUUGGAGAGAAUAUAUAAACAUAAUGUUCCACCAUUUAUCAGAUACCUGGAAAAAACAUGUUCUAUCAGAUGAAAUGUUUUACACAAUUGUUUGUUAUUUUAACAUUAACUGUAAAAUCAUACUGUGCUCUAUUUCAACUUCUUAUUCUAAGUGCAGCUCCCAUAUGAAACCACAUCUUUGUGUCGUUUCAUUUGUUGGACUAGGUAACUACUGAAACCAUUCUCCACUUAAUAAAUUGAUCUCAAUGAUUUGCUGUGGAUGGAACAGCACCUCCUCAUGGAAUAACAACAGCAGGUACUGUCCCAUUUGACCAACCCGACGAACUUAAGGUGUGGCGCAGGCUAAAACUGUUACAUGAAUACAAAUAAAAUGUAAAAUUUUAUACAAAAGAGAACAUUCUAGUUCUGCGGUGUUUGGGUUAGGUUUACGGUGUUGGUGAAUGUAAAUUUUCGUCAAAUUGUUGGCAUAAACGUGCCGAUGUCUCCAUCGCAUAGUUGUUGUAAGGUGAACACCUAGCCUUCAAGGACCGUUCUUGCAGUAUCCCACAAUUUGGAUUUAGGUCUUCACGCUGGUCGCCAACUCCAACAACGUCUCCUACCCAUCACGGCCGCCUUCUCACAAUUACAUCCACAACACUUUCUUGCCAUAUUCUAUGACAAACUUACACGUUUCUUAUGUUCUUCUUUCAGUGAGUAUUAUAAUCCUUUGCAUGCACCUGAUUUAAAAUGCCAGAACUGUAUAUUCUGGUGGCUUUGAGUGCAGUGGACACAUCCAGUAUGUAAUAGCUUAUCCAGAAUGCCUCUGAGAAUCUUUAAAAAUUGCACAAAAUAUUUUAGUUGUGCAUAUGCAUUUACUACUUUUUAAUUUCUGCCAAUUAGAAAAAAAAUAUAUUAAAGAAACAUGCCACGUCCUCCAGCCACAAUUGUCCCAUUGAGUUGACUUCACCUGGGCAACAUAGUCCUUUCUGUUUAUAUACAACUAAGUCCAAUUACAGAAAUUCUAUUUUGUACUUACCUGGUCGUACAUACACAAUAACGCUUCUCAAGCGGUGACAUUUCCGUUUACUUUCGUUUAAUGUUUGUUUAACUGUUUCAUCAUCAUCAGCCUUACUUUAUCGACUGCUGUACGAAGGCUUCCCCCCAAAACGUUGCUAAACUCUCUGUUUGUCCGGCGACACACUGUACACGAGCUCAACUCAUCGCUCCAUCUGUGCGGUUGACAUCCUCUCGGGGCACGUUCCCUGCAUUGACUGCAACUCGAGCGUUAGUCUCAAUCCCGUCUAAGUGACACGUCCUGCCCCCAAAAUCCACCUUGUUGCGUGAACGUAAUGCCUCUGACGUCACCUGUUUGUUCACAAUUGUGUAAAUGCAUCGUUCUCAAAUGUUUAACGCAUCUUUGCCUUCGUCCGAACGUGUAUUACGCGACACAUGACCAUACUAACCCGUUAAGUAAGCUUCGAUACAUCGUUAAACAUUAAUGCGCCUAAUGGAUGUAAUAUACGUUUGAAAGGAGGCAUGCACCAUCUCCGAAAAGGCUGUAAACAUUUCAACACUCGUGUAUUGCAUGCGCAUUGAGGUGUUCCAUUUGCCUGGAGAGAAAAAAAAUAGCACAUCCAAUUAUAUACACUAUAGUAUAAUAAACAACAAUAAUUACGCGUGCAGAGAAUGAACCAAUGCCGUCCAUGGGUGGUAUUAGGGUUAUGACGCUCUUUUGACAUCUUAGAAUAGUUAAACGCUUUGAAGGUGUAUUUAGAAUAAGUUGCGCAAUUACACGUACAUAUACGAUCUGUCCAGGUGAUGCAACGGUCGAGCGCGUGGCUCGCGAUCGUAGAUUUGUCAAUUAAAAUCCUGGCCAGAAAUUGUCGCGCCCCUUCGUAUCUCCGGGGGUCGGAAAAACGGGUACCAAUUUGUGCGGAAGUCGGCACUGGUUAACCUCCGGAUAGACUCGCCCUGCCCCAUAGGAAUGUGGAAUUUCCACCACUGGCUCAGCGCUGUGCACAGGAUAUAAGUUGAGAGAGAAACCACCAAUUCUGUAUUAAGACAGACGAUAUGAACAUUUCUCUUGUGUAUUGGGUAUCGCCAUUAAUGAGUGAAAUCACUUCUAACGCUCACGGUACAUGCGACAAAUCGUGCGCAUAAGGAUCCAUUGGUUUUGAAAGCUCCAUACAGCACGUUGCAUGUAAUUGCAUAACGUGACCGCCUGCGGCCAGUGGGGCCGCUACUUUCCCCACAAGCACAACGUUUGAAAAUAUCAUUGGUUCUUUCCAUGACAUUCGUGACAUUUCAAAGGUGACGGGGGAGGUGGGGGGGGGAGCAUUGAACCACAAUUCCAUUUGCAAUUCAAAAUUGACACUGACAGGACCUUAAUAUGCAUUAAGUACAUUAGUAAAUAAUUGAGUGUAGAGGUACAGCAUUUCGAUACAACGUUCCCAUUGAUGAAUUGACAGCAUGAGAAGGAGAGAAAAAGCCGCCGUGAGUGUGUCUUGAACUGCACUACGCUUACGUGCAGAGACCUCCGCUAUAUAAUUGGAUGUACGAUGCUGUUUUCUAAAAGGUUACGUUCCAUGUACAAAUAUCAAAUAAAUCAUGCUGUUACAUUGUUUUCUUUCCCCCAAAAAUGUAAAACUUGUCGCAGCUGCAGACGUGAAAAUACAAAUAAAAAACAUUAAACGUCA
Molecule: messenger RNA, 12743 nt
Organism: Petromyzon marinus (sea lamprey)
Lineage: Eukaryota; Metazoa; Chordata; Hyperoartia; Petromyzontiformes; Petromyzontidae
Source: RefSeq, a predicted model, not a curated record